This is a messenger RNA of Dioscorea cayenensis subsp. rotundata (Guinea yam), 412 nucleotides long. Its product is annotated as subtilisin-chymotrypsin inhibitor WSCI-like. Gene Ontology annotation, molecular function: serine-type endopeptidase inhibitor activity. Gene Ontology annotation, biological process: response to wounding. The record is from RefSeq and is a predicted model, not a curated record. Bases 7 to 297 code for a protein of 96 amino acids. The transcript has 2 exons. Lineage: Eukaryota; Viridiplantae; Streptophyta; Magnoliopsida; Dioscoreales; Dioscoreaceae.
UCACCCAUGAAACAAUUCUCAGAAGGAAACUCUCCAAGGAUGUCAAUCUGUCAAGCUUGUGGCAGGGAACGCCAGUGUGCAUACAGUGAGAGGAAGGAGUGGCCAGAGUUGCUUGGAGUUGAUGCAUUGGAAGCCAAAGCAACCAUUGAGAGGACAAAUAAAUGGGUGGAGGUGAUCUUGAUGCCUUGUUACUCAUUGGAUGCUUCUGCAACCAUGAACUGCUGUUGCAACAGGGUGUUCCUCUUUGUCACUGAUCUUAAGAAUGGCAAGGUGUGCAAGGUCCCUGUUGUAGGCUGACAUUGGUUCUUGUUCUGUUGUUAAUUUGUAUGUAGGUCAUGCUCCUUCCUUCUAGUCUUCAGUACUGUCUUUCUCUGUCGAUCAUGAUGAUAAUAAAGUUUUGCAUUUUGUUUUA